AUGGCUCGCUUGCAGAAGCUAUUACUACUGCUCGGUCUUGUCCUCAACGCCCAGGCGAUGGGCAAUGCUGCCCAGGACAACCAGCAAAUCAUAGCUAACACUCUCAUUACGACUGAAGCUCAUGAUAGGCCUAACGUUGUGUUCAUUCUAACAGAUGACCAAGAUCUACAUCUGGACUCUCUUUCAUAUAUGCCAUAUCUCAAACAGCAUCUACUUGAUCAAGGAACUUUCUUCCGUCGACAUUAUUGUACCAUCGCACUCUGCUGUCCAUCGCGGGUAAGUCUCUGGACUGGGAAAGCAGCGCACAACACCAAUGUGACUGAUGUCAAUCCACCAUAUGGUGGUUACCCCAAGUUCGUCAGUCAAGGCCUAAAUGAGGCAUGGCUACCGGUAUGGCUGCAGGAAGCUGGAUACAACACGUACUAUACCGGGAAGCUCUUCAAUGCCCAUACAGUUGAGAAUUAUGACGCGCCGUUCCCCAAGGGUUUCACCAGGUCUUCAUUUUUGCUAGAUCCCUUUACCUAUCAAUAUCUAAACAGUACGUUUCAGACCGACAAAGACGCCCCUGUCAGCUACGAAGGCAAUUAUUCUACCGAUGUACUUGCGAGCAAAGCGUAUGACUUUCUGGAGGAUGCCGUGUCCGAGAAGAAACCCUUUUUCCUCACCAUCGCCAGUAAUGCACCCCACUCAAAUGUCGCAUUCAAGCAGGAUUGGUUUGGUGGAAAUGCUUCUGGAGAUACCAUCAUUACUUCUCCACCAAUCCCCGCAGAAAGACAUAAGGAUUUGUUCAAGGAUGAAAUUGUGCCGAGAACUCCUAACUUCAAUCCAGAUAAAGCAAGUGGAGUUUCAUGGAUUGCCGGUCUUCCAAAACAGUCUCAAAACAAUGUCGACUUCAACGACCACUUCUACCGGAAUCGCCUUCGAGCACUCCAGGCUGUUGAUGAGAUCAUCGAUGGGGUGAUCAAGCGCCUUGACGAAUACGGAAUCCUCGACAAUACGUAUAUCUUUUAUUCCAGCGACAACGGAUACCACAUUGGACAACACAGACUUCAGCCCGGCAAAGAAUGCGGCUUUGAAGAAGAUAUUAAUAUUCCGUUGAUCGUUCGCGGUCCUGGUGUUCCUAAGGGUAAGGUCAGUGACAUUGUCACCACUCACACAGAUCUGGCACCAACAUUCCUUUCACUGGUUCACGGGAAACUGCGAGCCGAUUUUGAUGGAGCUGUUAUUCCUCUGGAUGCGCCGGGUCUUGACGAGGCCCAAGUUACUCGUCACGAACAUGUGAAUGUCGAAUACUGGGGCUUUGCUCUGUCUGAGGGGGAUUAUGGCCAACGAUGGUUUGACAACAACACAUACAAAGCACUGAGGGUAAUCGGUAGGGGUUACAGCUUGUACUACAGCGUUUGGUGCAGUGGUGAGCACCAGCUGUAUGAUCUCAUUAAUGAUCCUUAUGAAAUAAACAACCUCUAUCCUACAAAUCACUCGGCAAUAUUCACCUUCGAGCAAGUAAACUCCGGAAAGUCGGCCUCAGCGAAACUCGGGACAUUGAUAUCACGCCUCGACUCCCUUCUUCUGGUCUUGAAGACCUGCAAAGCCAGAGAGUGUACGCAUCCCUGGGAAGUCUUGCACCCGAGCGGUAAUGUGCAGAACUUGUACGAUGCGCUGGACUCGCGCUUUGACGACUUUUACGAGCUACAGCAAGAGAGAGUGAGUUUCUCCAAGUGCGAGAAGGGCUACAUCCUUGAGAGCGAGGGCCCCAUCGGUGCGAAAGCGUACAGUAUUGAGGAGAUCGGUGUGAGAGGUGGCCACUUGUGGCAUGAGCUUGUAUGA
Molecule: messenger RNA, 1827 nt
Organism: Exophiala bonariae
Lineage: Eukaryota; Fungi; Ascomycota; Eurotiomycetes; Chaetothyriales; Herpotrichiellaceae
Exons: 4
Coding region: 1-1827 (608 amino acids)
Biological process (GO): phenol-containing compound metabolic process
Molecular function (GO): glycosaminoglycan binding; arylsulfatase activity; N-acetylglucosamine-6-sulfatase activity
Source: RefSeq, a predicted model, not a curated record